Aphanomyces invadans is the source of this 1875-nucleotide messenger RNA. RefSeq names its product glycerol kinase, variant. The coding region runs from base 12 to 1502 and encodes 496 amino acids. The transcript is spliced from 5 exons. Gene Ontology annotation, molecular function: glycerol kinase activity. The record is from RefSeq and is a predicted model, not a curated record. Gene Ontology annotation, cellular component: cytosol. Gene Ontology annotation, biological process: glycerol-3-phosphate metabolic process; carbohydrate metabolic process. NCBI's taxonomy places the organism in Eukaryota, Oomycota, Saprolegniomycetes, Saprolegniales, Verrucalvaceae.
GCGCCGCCGCCAUGACGACACAACUCGUGGGUGCUAUCGACCAAGGCACGACGUCGUCGCGCUUCAUUCUGUUCAACACGGCAGGCAAGAUCGUAGCGUCGCACCAGCUCGAGCACGACCAAAUCCAGACCCACCCUGGCUGGUGUGAGCAUGACGCCGACCAAAUUUGGUCCAACGUUCACGAAUGCAUUGCCCAAACGAUGAAGCACGGCCCGGGCGCAACCGUGAGCGCGAUCGGUAUCACCAACCAGCGUGAAACUUCGCUCUUGUGGGACAAGGUGACCGGCAAACCCGUCUACAACGCGUUGGUGUGGCACGACAUGCGCACGGCCGAUAUUGUGUACGAGCUGCUGGAAGGCCACGACAUCAACCGCUUCCGUGCAACAACGGGUCUGCCCCUUGCGACGUACUUUUCAGCGGUCAAGAUCAUGUGGCUGUUGCGCAACGUGCCUGGCCUUCGCGCGAAUGCCGAAGCGGGCAACGUCUUGUUCGGAACCAUCGACACGUGGCUCCUGUGGAAGUUAAGUGGCGGCGCUGUCCACGCCACGGAUGUAUCGAACGCGUCGCGCACCAACUUGAUGGACUUGUCGACGCUCGAUUGGAGUGAAGAACUCCUUUGCAUUUGCGAUAUCCCGCGCGCCAUCCUGCCCGCCAUUCGGUCGUCGUCCGAGGUGUACGCGACGACGGCGGUCAACUUUGUGUUGCCGAAUGUCCCGAUUGCCGGCAUGCUGGGCGACCAGCAAGCUGCCAUGUUUGGCCAAACGUGCUUCAAACCAGGCGAGGCCAAAAAUACGUACGGCACGGGCUGCUUCUUCAUGAUGAACACUGGCACGGACGCGAUUUCAUCGACCAAGGGACUUUUGACGACAGUGGGGUACAAGCUAGGGAACGAGCCGUGCGUGUACGCGUUGGAAGGGAGUGUGGCUGUGGCUGGCAAAGUCGUGCAAUGGCUACGCGACAACAUGAAAAUCAUCACAAAGCCGUCUGACAUCGAAGGCCUCGCGCUCGCCGUGCCAGACAACGGCGGGUGCUACUUUGUGCCGGCGUUCUCGGGCCUGUACGCUCCGUACUGGCGGUCGGACGCCCGGGGUGUCAUCUGCGGCCUCACGGGAUUUGUCACUCGCGAGCACUUAGCCCGCGCAUCGCUGGAAGCCGUCGCGUUCCAAGUCAUGGACGUCGUGCACGCCAUGCAAGAUGAAGCCAAGAUUGAACUAUCUAGCUUGCGUGUCGACGGUGGCAUGAUUGAAAACGACUUGCUCAUGCAGAUCCAGGCGGACAUACUCGAUACCAACGUCGUGCGCCCCGUUGUGGCCGAGACGACGGCGCUGGGAGCGGCUUUUGCGGCCGGCUUGGCCGUCGGAGUGUGGAUGAACACGGAUGAUCUAGUCAAGACGUGGCACGUCGCCAAAGUGUGGCGGUCCAACAUGCAGCACGAUGCACGGGCUAAGCUCACGUCCGAGUGGAAGAAAGCGAUCGCACGUACGCUCAACUGGACCGAAUAGAGCUAGCGAUGACAAUGAUUGCGUGAUGAAUAGUAGUGUCAACUAGCCCCGUCUGUGCGGUCAACGUCGUGGUUGAGAGAACGGCACUGUCAGUCAUUCAGUGCACACGCGCUCCACCGUCAAAUUCCCUGCCAUGAAUGAAUCAGGUGGUUAGAAUAGUCGUGCCGCACUGCAAGCUACGGGCAUGCGCUAUUGAACCAGCUCGGUCAGCGCCACCACCACUACAAUCCUCCAUCAAGGCUCUCCGAAACACUUUCGACGAUGCCAAGCCAUAUUGCCUAGCUGCUGCGCGACACCGCCUGGACGACAUGCACUGGGAGCAUUUGUCAAAGCCCUUGGUCUGCUUGGCCUAUCGAUCGCAUUUGGACGCAAG